UGCUUCGGUCGGCUGCCGAGCUUUCCAGAGCUCCCGGAGCGGCCCCUCCGUGCGGUAACCCGGCCAGCCACUGGCCGGUGGUCCCUCCUAGAUAUCACCACUUCUGCAAAGCCCCGAAGGUAAAUCCUCCCAGGAUCCGGGCAGUUUGAGCGCGAGGGAACCAACGACAGAGGCGGGCGGCUGGAUGGCGGCGGAGGGUAACGUCCCGCGGCAAGUUUCCCAAGAAAGCUGAACUUGCCCCAAGUUUCUUGUGCAUCAGUUUGCACCCGGCGAAUAGGUGGCGGACUUUUUCCGUGCGGGUGGUCGUUGGGUGCGGGAGAGACGAGGAGGUAAUUGGGUUAAUCCGUUUGGGCACAGCCCAGAUUUCUGUGUCCGACUGCGCAGCGUGGUCCGCGCAGUUUUUGCCGGAGAAAGAGCGGGUAAGUGACACGCAGUUGUGUCCCGCGCAGCAGCGGGUGACCGCUGGCUCAGAGCGCCCGUGUCUGCAAGGCGUGCCGGGUGGCCUGGAGUCAAAGUUCCAUGACUCCUUUCUUCUUUAAGCAAGUCUAACUGAGUACUGACCCUCGCGGGGCUCACCCCCGAGGCUUCGCUAUGGACGGCGAGAGCGAAUUGAAUUUUUCCAGCAACAGUUUAACCCCUUUGUGGCGGAGGCGGUCGACCCCUCAACCCCAGCUGCUGGGCCGGAGCAAGCCGAGACCUCAGUCUUACCAGAGUCCCAGCGGGUUGCUUAUCACAGAUUUCCCGGUGGAGGACCUAGGAACGCUUCCCGCAGCGCAGACUCCCGACCGGGUGCCCACCGCUUCGGAUGGUAGGACUGUCCAGAGGAGCCCCCUGCUUCUCUGCACCCAUCGGAAGGCGGUGACCAAUGGGAGGACGGUCUCCCCGGAGUACAGGGCUGUCUCUCCUCGGCUCCGACGGCCCAAGUCACCCCAGACUCCCAAAGGAGCGUCGGGCGGUUCCCCGAAACCCCCAGCGAAUGGUACGGUGACUUCUCCCGCGCCUCAGCGGCUGCGCCCCCCGCGGACUCCUAACGCAUCCGCCCCCUGCAGCCCAGAGGGAGACCGGCUCAAAUUGAUUGCCAGCCCCCUGCCUUCCCCCGCUGCAAAUGGGCUUACUCCUAAUAUCGACUCCCCAGGCUCCCGUUUGCAAUCCGGCCAGACAGCUAAGGACUCUGAGCGGGCAUCCUCGCCCCAGAAUACAUCUUUGGAACAAAAACUCCCCCUCCAAAGGCUGCCCUCAAAGGAGAAUGAGCUCCCGGAGAAUCCUUCAGUGGUUUUGAGCACAAACAGCCCUGCUGCCCUCAAAGUGGGGAAGCAGCAGAUUAUUCCUAAGAGCCUGGCCUCGGAAAUUAAAAUAAGUAAAAGUAACAGUCAGAAUGUGGAGCCCCACAAGAGACUCCUAAAGGUGCGCAGCAUGGUGGAGGGCCUCGGGGCGCCCCUGGGCCCCUCAGAGGACGAAGGCGAGGUCGAGAACGACCUAGACAGCCCUGGGUCUCUGCGGAGGGGCUUGAGGUCCACGUCCUAUCGCAGGGCGGUGGUUAGUGGCGUUGAUUUUGACAGUCCUACCACCUCGAAGAAGAAGAACAGAAUGUCCCAACCGGUUCUGAAAGCAGUGAUGGAAGACAAGGAGAAGUUUUCCAGCCUUGGAAGGAUAAAGAAAAAAAUGCUGAAAGGACAAGGACCAUUUGAUGGGGAAGAAAAUGCUGUCCUAUACCAGAACUACAAAGAAAAGGCCUUGGACAUUGACUCUGAUGAAGAGUCCGAGCCCAAAGAACAGAAGUCGGACGAAAAAAUCGUGGUUCAGCACAAGCCGCUGCGAUCCACAUGGAGCCAGCUCUCUGCGGUGAAAAGAAAUGGAUUAUCUCAGGCAGUCAGCCAGGAGGAAAGAAAGAGGCAAGAGGCUAUCUUUGAAGUUAUAUCCUCAGAACAUUCCUAUUUACUCAGCUUGGAGAUCUUGAUACGGAUGUUUAAAAAUUCUAAAGAACUGAGUGAUACGAUGACGAAAACAGAGAGUCACCAUCUCUUCUCCAACAUCACAGACGUCUGCGAGGCGAGCAAAAAAUUCUUUAUGGAGUUGGAAGCAAGGCACCAGAAUAACAUCUUCAUCGACGACAUAAGUGACAUUGUGGAGAAGCACACGACGUCCACGUUUGACCCGUACGUGAAAUACUGCACCAACGAAGUCUACCAACAGCGGACGCUGCAAAAGUUGUUAGCCACCAACCCGUCUUUCAAGGAAGUGCUGUCAAGAAUCGAGUCCCAUGAAGACUGUAGGAACCUGCCCAUGAUCUCGUUCCUCAUUCUGCCCAUGCAGAGGGUGACUCGCCUUCCCCUGCUGAUGGACACUAUCUGCCAAAAAACACCUAAAGACUCUCCGAAGUAUGAAGUUUGUAAAAGAGCCUUAAAGGAAGUAAGCAAGUUGGUCCGUCUGUGCAAUGAAGGCGCCCGGAAGAUGGAGAGGACGGAAAUGAUGUACACAAUUAACUCACAGCUGGAAUUUAAAAUUAAGCCUUUUCCUCUGGUCUCCUCCUCCCGGUGGUUGGUGAAGAGGGGCGAACUGACAGCCUACGUAGAAGACACUGUGCUUUUCUCAAGAAGGACGUCCAAACAGCAAGUGUACUUCUUCCUCUUUAACGACGUGCUCAUUAUCACCAAGAAGAAGAGUGAGGAAAGUUACAACGUCAAUGAUUAUGCCUUAAGAGAUCAGCUAAUGGUGGAAUCCUGUGACAAUGAAGAGCUCAACUCUUCUCCUGGGAAGAACAGUUCCACCAUGCUUUAUUCAAGACAGAACUCCGCCAGUCACCUCUUCACUCUGACAGUCCUCAGUAACCACGCGAGUGAGAAGGUGGAGAUGCUGCUGGGGGCUGACACACAGAGCGAGCGAGCCCGCUGGAUAACGGCCCUGGGACACAGCAGCGGGAAGCAGCCUCUGGACCGAACCUCACUGACCCAGGUAGAAAUCAUUAGAUCCUUCACCGCCAAGCAGCCGGACGAGCUCUCCCUGCAGGUGGCAGACGUGGUCCUCAUUUACCAGCGCGUCAGUGAUGGCUGGUAUGAAGGUGAGAGACUGCGAGAUGGAGAAAAGGGCUGGUUUCCUAUGGAAUGUGCCAAGGAGAUAACCUGCCAAGCCACCAUUGAUAAGAAUGUGGAGAGGAUGGGACGUUUGCUGGGACUGGAGACCAACGUGUAGCCUCUCUGGGGGCCUUCUGGGACUGCGAGAUUUGCACGACGUCAUGGCGGGCGGGCUGGUUUGGGCUGCCUUUCUUGUUCCCUUUAACGCAGCUGGUGUAAUUAAAAGAAGGAAAACAUUCACCUUAAGCUUGCCAGCUGGUUUUGCGCUCUCAGGAGAACCGCUCCUGGAUACUGUUAGUGCACCAAGCUCAGUUAGUUAGUACACGGGGACCCUGUCACAGAACCUCUAGGUAGACAGAACAGCUGAGCGAUCCACCCCAGGGAUCAGGUGGCUUCAGCUUCCCCUCGUUGCACUGGGUCCGGCAUCAAAAAAUGCACACAAAUGCUGUAUCCCCAUUUUCUCUAUUCUCACUUAACAAAGAAUGUGCUGAUCUCUCUAAGCCUCUUCUUUAUGUGGUUUUCCCAGCAUUAGCAAGAUUUUGUAUCUUUAAGGAAUACCCAGUUUUGUAAAUAUUUUCUUGCUCCUACAUUUUAGAUCUGAUUAGGAUGCUGUGCUGAUUUAAAGGAACUGGUGGAGUUUUGAAGGUGAGCAAGGUUUUUUGGGACCUCUUCCCAGGAAAGGGAAAUGGACACUUGAAUUUUUGCUGCCUCUUUCCUCCUUAGCCAGGAAGUAAGAUGGCCCUAAAGAUUUUCGUAAUCCAUCUCGCUCAGCAUUGGUCUUAAGUAAGGAUAGCCUGAGAAAACUAAACUACUUCAACAUGGAAUUUAGGUGAUUCACAUAUGUGAGAAAAAAUCCUCAAUACAGGCCUGGGCUCCUACUUUAAAAAUCAUCCCAAAUAAUGCUGAUAAACUGACGCGAGGCUGCUUUGCCUCCAGUAAUACAAGGUAUUUGACUGUAACUGUUCUCCUUUGUUUCCAAAUAGGGAAUGGGCUGAAACACCCUUCAACACCCUCAAGCAGGACAAAAUUAGGCCUUACAAGGUAUCAGGAAGCCAGCAUGGUACUUAAUUGAAAUGUAGCAUUUUGCCCUUAAUGGGAACCUAAUUUAUUUGCACUGAGGGCCUCACUGGCUGGAUUUGGAGCCUCUCUUUCCUGCGGGUGUCUGCAGAGCUUUCUUUCGUUCCCUCAUGCAAAGGGAGAGAAAAGACAUUUUAAAAGUUAUGUUCCAUAAAGAGGGCCUGUGGGUUCAGAAGACCGAGAGGGGAGAGGUCAUUUAUACUGGCAGCUUUGUUCCUGCUCUGCUCCGACCUCUUCCACAAAGGGUUAAAACCUGGCCAAGGGUGCAUCACUCAAGGGCACAGAUCAAUGUGUGACAUGUCCCAGCUACCAUCUGCCGGUCGGUUACCCAGAUUGGGAGUCAGGCUGCAGAAGCCCAGUGCGGGAGGUCAGUAUGCGUGGCUCACACACUCUGAGUCAUGCCACCUCGGCUGUGAGCCAAGGUGGGCGCCCUGGGUCUUCGCCCCUGGAUUGCUCUCCUUUACCUGUGCACAUUGCUGAGUGUACACACCAGGCCGAGUUCCUUGACGUCCAGAAGUCAUGGCAGUGGGCGUAGCGAGAGGUGUUUUGGAGUUAGCAUGAAAGAAAUCUGUCUCCUUCCUCUGUAACAUCACAGGCUUUUUGGAGGAAAGGCUAACAAAUUGUAGUCUAAUCUAAUGUGAUGUUUUCAUUUAGGAAGAAAAGUCAAUUUGUUUGCCAAGGGAUCAUUUUGUAUUAUUUUUGCUAAUAGCCAGAAGCUGAAAAGCAAGUAUAUGAGUCCUGUGAAUUAAUUUAUAAGUAGAGGUGUUGAACAGUUUGGACAUGGGUGCACCUGAUAAAUCAAAGCCUUGUUUAGCAAACAGGUCAAUACUGUUAUUAGGCAAAGUGUUGUUUGAUGGCAGGUGUCUAAUCUUCACAGUGUUUAAGUUCGACCGGGAAUUACUGUUUUUACGUGACACAGCACUGUUUUCCAACUUAGUUCGGUUUCUAGAGUAGCUUCUCUGAAUUGUACAAUUUCACUCUGUGACCUGUGGAGAACAAAAAUGAUCAUUUUCGUCCUAAUGAAUUGAGGCUGCUUGUACACUUUUGGUGAAAUAUGUGAAUUUAUAAAGAUUUUGUAUAUACUCGUUCAUUUGUUCUGCUGUGAUUUAAUUAAAUCACACGGCACACGGCAUCACUGCACAGAAAAAACGGACACACACAGGGACUCUAGAUAUUUCAGUCACAUGAGACAAUAACAUAAUUAGAAUAGUUAUGUUUAUGGAGAUAAAGACAAACUUUAAGACGCAAUACAGAACUAACAACCACA
Artibeus jamaicensis (Jamaican fruit-eating bat) is the source of this 5415-nucleotide messenger RNA. It is a transcript of the gene ARHGEF26, whose product is annotated as Rho guanine nucleotide exchange factor 26. The record is from RefSeq and is a predicted model, not a curated record. Gene Ontology annotation, biological process: activation of GTPase activity. NCBI's taxonomy places the organism in Eukaryota, Metazoa, Chordata, Mammalia, Chiroptera, Phyllostomidae. Bases 592 to 3189 code for a protein of 865 amino acids. Gene Ontology annotation, molecular function: protein binding; guanyl-nucleotide exchange factor activity. The transcript has 14 exons.